This is a messenger RNA of Triticum aestivum (bread wheat), 556 nucleotides long. RefSeq lists its product as uncharacterized. The record is from RefSeq and is a predicted model, not a curated record. The transcript is spliced from 4 exons. Lineage: Eukaryota; Viridiplantae; Streptophyta; Magnoliopsida; Poales; Poaceae. The coding region runs from base 1 to 438 and encodes 145 amino acids.
AUGGCAAAGAGGUUGGCAAAUCCUGUGGCCGUCAAGAGUCGAGCGGCGGCUGGAGGCGUGGGCGACGCGGCGGGGCCCAAGGCGGCGGGAGGCGGGCGCCGCGGCUCACGGUUGUUCGCUCGCUCACGCCGCUGGGCGCGACGCGGCGGGGCCCAAGGCGGCGGGAGGCGGGCGCUGCGGCUCACGGCUGUUCGCUCGCUCGCUCCGCUGGGCGCGACGCGGCGGGGCCCAAGGCGGCGGGAGGCGGGCGUCGCGGCCCGCGGCGACUGGAGCUGCGCGGCACGGCAGUGGCCCGCGACGGAGGGGAGCAGGCUCCCGGCUGUUGGCUCGCGCUGCUGGAUCGAUCUAUUCAGGUUAAAUCUAGGAAAUCGGCACCAAGUAACGAAUAAUUGGAUCUCAAAGCUCAUAUAUGAAGAACCGAUCUUGGUAGUGGCAUAAAUGGAAGAUGAGAUCUAUGAAUAACAAAUACAAUAAUUACCUGUAGUUUCUAUAAUUUUCAAAGUUUGUAUUCUCUUCAAGAUUUUCAGUCGUUCAAGCUCACAAAUAAGAUACAUAU